AUGGGCAUUACACAGAUUAAGGAGUGGUACAAUCGGUUUAAAGACAGCCGCACAUCGGUGGAGAGCGAGCCACGCUCCGGUCGGCCAUCAACAUGCCGAAAUGACCAAGUCAUUGCCAAAUUGAACGCUGUAGUGAUGAGAGGCCGUCGUGUGACUAUCCGAGAAAUUGCGCAAGAGGUGGGCAUCAGCACUUUUUCGGCACAUUCCAUUGUGACCGAAGAUUUGGCCAUAAAGAGAGUGGCGGCAAAAUUCGUGCCAAAGCUACUGACGGCGGAGCAAAAGCAACUUCGUGUUGAAAUCUCACAGGACAUGCUGGACUCCGCAAACAGUGACUCCGACUUCAUGAACACCAUAAUCACUGGUGACAAGUCCUGGGUGUACAGAUACGAUCCAGAAACCAAAUCCCAGUCGUCAUGGUGGAAGCAUUCCUCGUCACCAAGACCAAAGAAGGCCCACCAAGUGCGAAUCAACGUCAAAGUGAUGCUGACUGCUUUCUUUGAUUCCCGCGGUGUGGUACACCAUGAGUACGGACCACAGGGUCAAACAAUCACCAAAGAGUACUCCAGGUAUGUCCUCCGUUGCCUACGUGAUGUUGUGCGACGCAAGAGACCGGUCUUGUGGUCAACGGGAACUUGGCGCCUCCAUCACGAUAAUGCUCCAGCACAUUCCUCGCACUUGAUUCAGACUUUUUUGGCGAAAAACCAGACUCCUGUGCUUCAACGGGCUCCUUACUCUCCUGAUAUGGUCCCCUGCGACUUCUGGCUGUUCCCCAAACUCAAGAGGCCGUUGAAAGGAACGCGAUUUCAGACAAGAGAGGACAUUAUGGCAGCAACGACAGCCGAGCUAAAAUCUAUUCCGAAAGAGGCUUUUUCGGCAUGCUUCCAAUAA
Molecule: messenger RNA, 888 nt
Organism: Orussus abietinus
Lineage: Eukaryota; Metazoa; Arthropoda; Insecta; Hymenoptera; Orussidae
Product: histone-lysine N-methyltransferase SETMAR-like
Exons: 1
Coding region: 1-888 (295 amino acids)
Molecular function (GO): nucleic acid binding
Source: RefSeq, a predicted model, not a curated record